GGAGUAUCUAUCCAAUAUUCCACAGAUAUCGCGACACCAUGGUUGAGAUCGAUGCCGCAAAGGCCGAGGCACAGUCGGUUUCAUUAAGCUCCAGCCCCACGCCGGAGGGUGAACUUGCGACAGAAGAAGAAAUUCGAGACCUCGAGCAUGUGGCAGACUCUCUUCCUCUCCGGGUAUGGGUGGCAGCAUUUAUUGGGAUGGCUGAGCGUUUUGCUUAUUAUGGAACCCAAAGCGUUUUCCAGAACUACCUUCAAAAUAAGCCCUCGGAUUUGAUUCCCGGGGCUCUUGGUCUCGGAAAGUCGCGCGCUACCACCGUCAAUCUCGCCUUUACCGUUCUUGUCAACAUUCUACCAUUACCAUGCUCUAUUCUGGUAGACGGAUGGUUAGGCAGAUAUCGCUCUUUGCAAAUAUUUACCUUAAUCUAUAUGUUUGGCUCUGCAGUGCUUCUAGCAACGUCAUUUCCAUGGAUGAUGCGCGACGGCAUUGCGGUAGCUGGAUUCAUCCCCGGAGCAAUCUUGAUUGCGAUUGGUCUUGGAGGGGUACAGGCCUCACUACAGCCCUUCAUUGCGGACCAAUAUACCGAGCAUAACUUGCGCAUUAAAACGAAGAAGAAUGGCAAGCGCGUGGUCGUCGAUCGCGAACUGACCAUUCAAUACAUCUAUAAUCUUUAUUACUGGAUGGUAAAUGCCGGGUCCUUGGGCAGUAUCGCCACGACGAUGAUGGAGAAAUACAUCGGCUUCUGGUCAGCUUAUCUGCUGGAUCUGUGCUCGGUUGUUCUGUGUGUUAUACUGGUGCAGGUUGCAGGACCAAUCUUUGUCCACCCGCCGGCGCAAGGGUCUAUCCUUCCCAAGGCAUUCCGCUGUCUAUGGUACGGCGCACGAGACGGAUUCGACCUAGACGCUUCCUUGCCCGAGAAUCAGGAAAAGAAGCAUGGACGGGUCGUCCCGUGGGACAAAGAGUUCAUUGCAGAACUGCGCGAUGGACUCUCCGCGUUCAAAAUCUGUAUUGGAUGGCCUAUAUUCUGGCUCUGCAUGGGCCAGGGAUCCCAAGUCGCCAUUUCACAGGCCGGUCAAAUGGAAACCCACGGGAUCCCUAAUGAUCUGAUAAAGUCGUCCAACCCACUCGCCUACGUUUUCUUCGGACUGCUUAUCCAGAAAGGUCUCUACCCGUUUCUUAACCGACGCAAGAUCCGCUUCAGCCCUAUCAAUCGGAUCACGAUGGGGUUCUUCAUCAUGUCUAUCGCCAUGGCCUAUUCAGCCAUCGUCCAGGCACUUGUAUACCGCGCUGGCCCCUGUUACAAUCAUCCACUCGAAUGUGCGGCAUCGGAUGGGCGCACACCGAACAGAGUUCAUGUGCUGAUUCAGCUGCCCACGUUCGUGAUUAUCGCUCUGGCUGAGGUGUUUUGUUGGCCCACGGGAUCGGAGUACACGUACAGCCAUGCGCCCAAGAGCAUGAAAUCUGUCCUUCAGGCGUGUUAUAUCGGAACUUCUGGGUUGGGUUAUGCGCUCGGUAUGGCUUUCUCGCCGCUCGCGAAGGAUCCAUUGUUGGUGGUCUUAUGGGGCGUUGUGGCAGGGAUGAUGUUCUUGACUGCUUGUGCUUUCCGGUUCGCGUAUCGGCAUUGGAAAUAGAGCUAUAUAGCGUCGUCGAUUGAAAUAUUUAUGGGAUUUAUUCUAUAU
Molecule: messenger RNA, 1676 nt
Organism: Aspergillus steynii IBT 23096
Lineage: Eukaryota; Fungi; Ascomycota; Eurotiomycetes; Eurotiales; Aspergillaceae
Product: oligopeptide transporter
Exons: 7
Coding region: 39-1628 (529 amino acids)
Biological process (GO): oligopeptide transport; transmembrane transport
Cellular component (GO): plasma membrane; fungal-type vacuole
Molecular function (GO): dipeptide transmembrane transporter activity; tripeptide transmembrane transporter activity
Source: RefSeq, a predicted model, not a curated record